This is a messenger RNA of Gambusia affinis (western mosquitofish), 4701 nucleotides long. RefSeq names its product transcription factor AP-4 (activating enhancer binding protein 4) (gene tfap4). The record is from RefSeq and is a predicted model, not a curated record. Bases 375 to 1370 code for a protein of 331 amino acids. Gene Ontology annotation, biological process: regulation of transcription by RNA polymerase II. Gene Ontology annotation, molecular function: RNA polymerase II cis-regulatory region sequence-specific DNA binding; protein dimerization activity; DNA-binding transcription factor activity, RNA polymerase II-specific. NCBI's taxonomy places the organism in Eukaryota, Metazoa, Chordata, Actinopteri, Cyprinodontiformes, Poeciliidae. The transcript has 7 exons. Gene Ontology annotation, cellular component: nucleus.
UCCUACCAGCUGUUUCCCGCCUUGAAAGCAAUCCGAUCAGCUGCACACACACCAACACACACUCACACACAGAGAGAGACACGGUCAUGCAGAGGGAGAAAGCAAAGGGGAGGGAGAAGGAGAGGUAGAGCGCCACACACAACGAGGGAACCCCAUCAGCUGGAAGUCGAGUAACAUUACAACUCUCGGUAGCCUCAAAAAGAACUACAAUACACGGACGAGGGAUUCGGAUUUACUUUGAGGAAUUAACCCGCCUCGGAUCACGGGAUUUUUGUCACCUGUUUCCCUUUAAUCUAAAGGAGGUUGCCGUUUUGUUUUCAUUUUAUUUUAUUUUCUUAUUUUGGAGAGGGGGGCCAAACUGGCGAGAGGCGAGCAUGGAGUAUUUCAUGGUUUCAGCUCAGAAGGUGCCCCCGCUGCAACAUUUCAGGAAAACGGAGAAAGAAGUGAUUGGUGGUCUCUGUAGUCUGGCCAACAUUCCACUGACCCCAGAAACUGCCCGGGACCAAGAGAGGCGAAUUCGCAGGGAGAUUGCCAACAGCAACGAGCGUCGGCGUAUGCAGAGCAUCAAUGCUGGAUUCCAGUCACUUAAAACACUCAUCCCACACAGCGAUGGGGAGAAGCUCAGCAAGGCUGCAAUCUUGCAACAGACAGCAGAGUACAUCUUCACUUUGGAGCAGGAGAAGACGCGGCUAUUGCAGCAAAACAGUCAGCUGAAGCGGAUCAUUCAGGUACAGGAGUUAAGUGGCUCGUCCCCGAAGAGGAGACGGGCGGAGGAGAAAGAUGAAGGGAUCGGCUCUCCAGACAUCCUGGAAGAGGAGAAGACUGAGGAUCUGAGGAGGGAGAUGAUUGAGCUGAGGCAGCAGCUGGAAAAGGAGCGCACAGUCAGGAUGAUGCUGGAGGAUCAGAUGCGCUCCCUGGACGCUCAGCUGUACCCAGAGAAGCUGAAGGCGAUCGCCCAGCAGGUCCAGGAACAACAAGUCCAGACGCAGAGUCUUGUUCGCCUGCAGAAGCAGCUAGAGAGGGACCUCACUCCAGCACACAGCCCUCAGGUGUUGGCUCCUGCUACACCGCCCGCACCCACACACCAUGCCACAGUCAUCGUUCCUGCGCCUGCACAAACUCCCCAGCCCCAUCAUGUUACCGUGGUAACCAUGGGCCCAACAUCGGUUAUUAAUUCCGUGUCCACAUCUCGGCAGAACCUGGACACCAUCGUUCAAGCAAUCCAGCACAUCGAGGGCACCCAGGGGAAGGGUUUUGAGGAGGAGCAGAGGAGGGCGGUCAUUGUCAGCUCGGGGCGCAUCCUCUCCGACGCUGCAGGCUCGGACACGGCCUCCAACAGCGACGGACCCGACGACUGCUCGCUGCCUUGAGCUCGCCUGCCUGAAGGCUCGUGUACCCUACACCUUCAUACAUGCACACACUCACACACAGAAGGGCCCCAAAGCAGACCAGUGCUAUGGGAGACUACAAACUCACAGCACUCUUGUUCUGUGGACGUAAACCGGGCUGGUAGUCGGAUUAUAGCACUCAUUUUGACGUACGUUUCCCCAUCUUCUUCUCUACAUCAGAUUUAACAAAAAUAGGCACCUGAGACGGUUUACAAUUACACAUUCACACCCGUAGUUUUGCUUUUUUUUUUUUUUUUUUUUUUUUUUGCUUAACUCCAUCCUCUGCUCUUUUUACCUACACAACAAACUCUUGUAUCUUCAUGAUUCUUUGGAACUGUUAUUAAAGCGACUAAUUGAUUUUUAUGAACUCUCGGUCAAACUGGAAACUGGACUUUCAAACGCCUGUUAAACAUCUCCAUCAGCUGCCAGGACUGUCCUCCCGGCGCUGUCCUGAAGUCGUGUGACUGAUCUAAGAAACGGGAAAGAGGCCCGUGGGUGUGACGUUGGUGCCCGCCAACUGAGUGUGAUUAUUAUGAAGAUGGACGCCCUUUCAAACAGCUCCGCUCGAGAACCAUCCGGACUGUUUGCAAAGACACUGUGAGUUUGCAAGACUGUCCUAAAGGUUCUUUGUUAUUUUAUUAAGUAAAAUUUUUCAUGUUUCUCUCUUAAAUGCUCCACUAGAAAGUAAAAAACAAACAAGCAAAAAAAAAAAACUAAAGGCUGUUUUAAUGGCUGACUGGUGCUCAUACGAUAAGAGAGUACACUUACUGGUUCACAACUUUAAUUUUGUUGAUAUUUUUUAUUUUUUUUUUCUGUUUGUUUUUGCUGGGCUGGGAUCCCAGUAAUCCCACAUCUUGCCUGUUUUUUUUCUCUUACUGUUUGGAUCCUCUACUUCUGAGUAUAAAAGUCCCUGGCCUGAUGUGUAAGCUAAUCUGUUGGGCCAUGAUGAGUACUUUUUGAGGAGUGUGUGUGUCUGAGUGUUUUAAGGCAGCGGGACUUCGUGGUGCUUGGGACUCUGGCAGUCUGAAACGCCACCACUUUAGCCUUGAAAUGCACGACUCAUUUAUACGAAAAGGACACAUACAAUCACUUAUUCGCUCGGUCUAGAGAGACUGUUUUGUUGUUUGUUCCGCCUUUUGGGACAUAGGGGGACUAUGGUGAAAUUUGAGGAAGAAUGCCCAGCAAACUCGUUAGUGUGCCAUUCACGGUGACGACUGAAUUUACUACAUAUGCUCUAUGCAUUUCCUAAUAUCGGUCCUUUUCGUACGUUUUCUGUUUAAUUUUUAAAUGUAAUGACUGGGCGACUUGUAGCGAAGAGAGGUUACAGCUUGCCUUAUUAUGAGCCCUUAUUGUUGGCUGCAGGGAGGCCAUUCCUUCACACAGCUUCAGAGAACAAUCUGGACACUUUUCAUUUGGGGGCAACGGAUUUUCACCUCUUUGAUCAGGCUUGUAAACAGCGGGCAGAUGUAAUUAAAUAUAUAAAUAUAUAUUCCCAGUAAUAUAGUUAUUUUUGGGUUUCUUUUAUGUUUGCCCCAGAAUGAAACAUGUUGUUAGUUUACAAACUAUACUAAAGGUAAAUUAAUGCAAAAAUUGUGUUUGGAUAUACAGUGCCUUGCAAAAGUAUUCAAAACCUUUUAACUUUUCUCAGUUGUUUCACAUUAAUAUUAUUCUUUUGAUUUUAUGAGAAAAGUCAAAUAAUAAUGGUGAACUGGAAGAAAAAUGUCCUCAAGCAGGUUGUUCUUUCAUAUGUUUUGCUCUAUUUAUUAAAAAAACAAAAACAUUCCCGCAGCAUAAUCCUGCUGCUACCAUGCUUCUUAGCGGUGAUGGUUUGUUCACCGGGAUGUGAAAGUGUGAGUUUGCCACAGAUUUUGACUAGGCUGAUCUAACAUGCAUGCGUUUUGAUCUAAACCAUUUCAUCGGAGCUCUGUAUUUUCAGCCUCUCGGUUUUUCUUCUAGGCACAAUUUGGCUAAUUCUGUCUCCCAUCAGUUCUGACAAGAUUGAGAAAAGUUUCCCUACCACAUGAUGCUGCCAUUACCUUUUUUUAAACCAUGGAAACUUUGUGUUGGGGGUCACAUGUAGUGUGUGUUUUCUGCCACGUAUUGAUUUGCAUGUAGGCCAGUUCUCAUCCCAUCAGACUCAAGCACUUUCUUCUACAUUCAUGACUUGUUUUUAUGCAAUUGCUGACUUCUUGUAGUUUUUUUUUUUUGUAAGCCCAAAUUUGCACACAAGAUGUUUACAAAGCAUUUGCAAAGGAAAAAAAUAACCAAAACAUUAAAACCAUACAUGUUUUUCCUUUCUCGACAGUUGUGUGAUUCUUUAUGUUGGAAUUUAUGAUCACAUAGUCCUAACUAAAUGACUGUGUGGUGUGAAACAGUUCAAGGGUUGUGAACACUUUUGCAAAGCACUGUAUGUCUAGAUUUGAAAGUUCAAGACCCCUUGGUGUGAAAUAUGUGGGGGGAGGGAGAAACCUCCGUAAUAAGACAUUCCAUAAGAUCGUAUCGAAGGUUUCCUGAGAUCCUGCAGAAAAAAUCAAAUCACAGUUAGGACUUUCGGCUCAUCUCAGCAUUUAGAGUCGACUGUUUGAGCUUUGAACUGCUGGACAGACUGCGCGUCAAACCCCAACACUCCUUGUCGCGAUUGACAGGAUUUGGGAAUUCCCCUUUAAACCUGUUGAUGUCAGGUGUGUCAGUUAUUGUUAUAGGAAGAAGGGGAGGGUCGCUGGAAAACUGAGGAUUUUUUUUUCCGGUUCCUCCCAGUAUCUGCAUUGGAAAGCUUUCCUUCUGAAUCCCAGAACUGGUUGCUCUCCAUUGCGUCUGUCUUUAUUCUUUGUUUUGUGUUACAAAGUUAUUAUAUGGGCAUAUCAGAUUGUCAGAUUAGUGGGGGGGGGGACUAAGGAUCACUAAAUAGGGUGAAGAUUACGAAGCACUUACUGUAAUAUACUGGAGUUUGCCUCUUUUUUUGUGUGUGUAAAGGAGGAUCUCCUCAGCUGAAGCUCUUGAGGUUAUGAGUUAAAAAACCGCACAGCUGUGUAUCCCCCAACCCUCCAUGUCAGUCCUCCUACAUUUACCAGUUUAUCUUUUGCAUCUUCUUGCAUCUUUUAUCUUGUCGUUUUAUGUAUUUUAUCUUUUUUUUUUUUUUUGCAGCUCAGUUUCUUCCCUAUUGUUUUUAUUUUUAUUUUUUACUUUGUUAGACUGGUCAGUGCAUAUGGUCAUCAAGAAGCUAUUAUGUUUUUGUUUUUUUUAUGUUUCGGGGAUAAAGAGGCUUGUGCCUUUGUAAAAACAGAAUAAUAAAGUUUGUACUUUGUUUUUUAAA